Messenger RNA from Anneissia japonica, 4967 nucleotides. RefSeq lists its product as uncharacterized. The record is from RefSeq and is a predicted model, not a curated record. Gene Ontology annotation, biological process: DNA recombination; DNA integration. The transcript is spliced from 9 exons. Bases 605 to 3469 code for a protein of 954 amino acids. Lineage: Eukaryota; Metazoa; Echinodermata; Crinoidea; Comatulida; Comatulidae. Gene Ontology annotation, molecular function: DNA binding.
AAUAAAACUAUAAUGAAUUUUUUUUCCAUACUGGUCAAUGACACAAAAACUUCAAACCCAGAUUAUUUGAUAGAUCCCCAAAACAAUUGGAAUUAAAAAUUCAUACAAAUUUGAAAUAAGGUUUUUAAAUGAUAAAUGGUUGCUGCAUAAUAUUUUAGAAUCACCAUUACUGUAGUUUUAUUGAAUUCCAAAAGCGUACAUCAUCAGUCAAAACCCCCUUCCCCCAGGGUAUGUUUUAGUGAAAAAUAAUAAUAAUAUAAUAUUACAUUUUUUUGGAUCCCAAUGCCAAUCUGAAUCGUGCCAAUGACUUAAAAAUAGUUUGAAAACAACAAUUAUAAUUUUUAUAUUAAAGGAUUUCAAUCAUUGGCUUUUAUUUUUUAUAUUUCGUGAGGGAAACCCCACUAUUAUCAUUCCUUUACAUUUUCCAAUUAAUAAUAUAUUAUGACAUUAUUAUAAUGUGGGUUUUUAUGAUUAAAUUAUCAUUUCCAGUUACUAAAUUUUACUAAUUUGAGUAAUGUUCACAGUUUUAAUGCAGUUUGCAACACAAUUUUUAUUACAAUCUGUUGUCAUUAAAUAAUUAUUAUCUUUCCUUAUUUUAGUAACCAUGCCAAGAAGCAAAAGGCUCACUACGCAGAGGGAUAAGUUUUCAGUUGGUGAUGCAGUAAUAGCCCUUUGGCCACCAAAUGGGUCUUGGCAUUCAGCCAUAGUAAUGAAAGAUUUUAAAAAUGGAAAAUACAAAGUUCAAUAUGAAGAAGAUUCUCUCACAAGAUCUUUAUUUGAACAUCAAAUUAAACUUAAAGCAAUGGAUCCAGUAAUGGAUAACACGAUAAAUCUUCCAAAACCAUCAGCGGAUGAUGAGUUAAGUCCACAAAGUCCAUUAGUCUCAGAUGACCAGGAAGAAAUUCCAGGAUUAUCACAAAUCAGGCAGGAGCAUCAAAAUCCACCAAGUCCAUCAGUGCCAGAUGACCAGGAAGAAAUUCCAGGAUUAUCACAAAUCAGGCAGGAGCAUCAAAAUCCACCAAGUCCAUCAGUCCCAGAUGACCAGGAAGAAAUUCCAGGAUUAUCACAAAUCAGGCAGGAGAAUAACAGUCAACAAAGUCCAUCAGUCCCAGAUGACCAGGAAGAAAUUCCAGGAUUAUCAAAAAUCAGGCAGGAGAAUCACAUUCCACAAAGUCCAUCAGUCUCAGAUGAUGAGUCUAGCAUGAAUAGGGAUAGUGAUAGUUCCUGGAUUCCAAGUACAUGUAACAGUGAAACUUUCAGUGAUGGGGAAGAAAUUCCAGGAUUAUCACAAAUCAGGCAGGAGCAUCAAAAUCCACCAAGUCCAUCAGUCCCAGAUGACCAGGAAGAAAUUCCAGGAUUAUCAAAAAUCAGUCAGGAGAAUCACAAGGACAGUCAAAAAAAUGAUAACAAGAUUAUUGUUCAAUGUACCUCAAAUAUUCAAAAUCAGAGGGUAUUUGAUAAGAAAUUUCCAUGCAUAUAUUGCUCGAAAUUUUAUUCCCAAAUACAACGCCACUUAAGAGAACAACACCAUACAGAACCAGACGUAAUUGCAAUUAUGAAUGAAAAAGACAGGAAAAAGAAGAGUGAUAUGAUGGACUUAAUAAGAAACAAAGGAACUCACAGGCAUAAUUGUUCAGUAAUCAGAAAUGGAGAGGGGAAAUUUAUUGUUUCAUACCGUCCAUCUCAUGGAAAUGCGAAAUAUGAUGAUUACGGACCAUGUGAGUUUUGUUUAGGUUAUUUUAUUAGAACGGAUUUAUGGAAACACGACUGUCAUCAUAAGUCUGCAAUAGAUAAGGUUAAGUAUACUUCAAGGCCUGCUUUGUCAAGCAAACUACUAGUACCCCCACCUAAAGGUACAUCAUUAGGUCUAUAUCAAGUAACACAGAAACUAUCAAAUGAUGACAUAUCUCGAGUAGCAAAGAAUGAUCCACUCAUUUUAGAAAACGCACAGAGACAUUUUAUGAAAUGUGGGCACGAUGUGGAUCAACAUUGUGAUAUACGCACCAAAAUGCGAGAAGCUGCACGUCUGCUCAUUGACUUGCGCAUAAUUACAAAGAGACCAAAUGCGUCUAUGCAUGACUUUAUGAAACCAGCAGAAUUUCGCAAUGUUGUAUUAGGUGUUCAGAGGGUUGCAGGGUUUGAUGAAAAUAUGGUGUACAAAACACCCUCUUUAGCCCUAAAACUAGGCCAUACAUUGCAGAAAUUUGCUAAAAUCGUGCAAGGUCAGGCUAGUGAAAUUAAUGAUGAUGAGAUGUACAAAAAUGCAAAAGCAUUUUCAAAAAGAAUUCAAAGUGAAUGGAGUGUCUUUGUCUCGUCCGUUGCUUUAAGAACCAUGUAUGAUGCAAAGAGGAAUCGCCCCAAACUGUUGCCCCUAACAAAUGAUGUAAUGAGACUAACAAAUCAACUAAAGGAAGUUGGGAACAAAAACCUUUCAAUAUUGAAUGAUACCAAAAACACAAAUGACUUUCAAGAAGCUUGGAUUAACCUUGCUGAGGUAACAUUGGCACAGAUAGUUUUGUUUAACCGUAGAAGAACAGGUGAGGUAUCCAAAAUGAAGUUGGAAGACUUCAAGUUCACCAACCGCUUGCCAGAUUCUAUUGUUUCCCAAUCACUUAGCCCAGUAGAGAAGGAGCUGUGCAAAACUCUAAAAAGAGUAGAAGUAAAAGGGAAGAGAGGCAGAACUGUGCCUAUUCUUUUGACAGAUGAAAUGUCAGGAUGGCUUCAGACGGUAGUGGCCCGUCGCCCAAAAACAGUGAAACCGCAAAAUCCUUUUGUAUUUCCCCGGACAUAUUUUAGUUCACUAGGACAUAUCCGAGCCAGUGAUGUUCUGCGAAAGUACAGCAAUACCUGUGGAGCUGACAACCCAGAAACAUUGCGUGGAACCAAAUUAAGAAAGCAACUUGCAACAUUAUGUCAAAUACUCAAUUUACAAGAACAUGAGUUAGACAUUGUUGCGAAUUUCAUGGGUCACGAUUUAAGAGUCCACAGAAACUACUAUCGGCUACCCGACAAUGUCCUUCAAGUAUCAAAGGUGUCGAAGAUACUUCUUGCUGUGGAAAAAGGAGUUUUAGCACCAUCGAAAAGUUUAGACGACAUCCCAUUAGAUGAAGAAGAACUUGUUGAGGUGGACGAGGAGGAGCAUGAAGUUGAAGAUGAUGACGAACUUCAAGAACAUAGUGUUGAAAGCUUGCAUAGUAUAGAAAAUAUUGUUUCGACUGACAGAAAAGAAUCAGCCAAAUGCUCUGCAAACCAAAAAAUGAAGUCAAGAAAGCAAAAGCAUGUGCCAUGGAAUAAAAAUGAGAAAGAUGUACUGAUGAAGCAUUUCCACAAACAUAUCUUGACUAAACAACUCCCUGGAAAAAAAGAAAUUGAUAGAUGCCUAAAAGAAGAACCGGCCCUCCAUAGAAGGUCAUGGAAAAAUAUUAAAGACUAUGUGAGAAAUAAUAUGGUUAAAAAAAGUUGUUUGUGAGACAAAAAUGGUGACAAUUAUGGAAUAACGUAUGCAGAUAGUGUUCUGUGAACUCAUUUUUGUAGCUCUGUUUGUCAUACUAUAAAAGUUCACAUCUAUUUUGUUUGGUUACUCCUGAUCAUUUGCCAUAAAAUAUAAAUUAUGUGCAUUUCAUAUGAAUUACCGUAUUUACAGUGUUCACUAACAUAGACGUAUAGAUGAGGCAUAGACAUAUAUAAGGCAAUUUAAAAAUGGCAAAGGAAUUGCAACAUUCUCUCACAUUUUGACUCUGAUUCCACUCUGAAAUGUUGUGUUAGUUUUAAACUGUGCACUGAUAAAGUAUUUCCACAAAAAUAUCUUGACCAAACACUUCCUGGAAAAAAAAAAUAAAUUGAUAGAUGCCUAAAAGAAGAACCGGCCCUACAUAGAAGGUCAUGUAGGAAUAUAAAAGUUUAUGUUAGAAAUAAUAUGGUUAAAAAAGUCGAUUUUGAGACAAAAAGGGUGACAAUUAUAGGAUAAUGUUCCCAUUUUAAAAGCUCGAAGACAGUUUAAAACUUUAAAACACAACAAUUGAACACACAUAUGGCAUCAAAACGUGAGAGAAUGUUGCAAUUCUUUUACCAUUUUCAAUAUCUCCCUAUGUGUUGUCUAUACUAUUGAACACUGUCAAAUACUGUAAUUUAUAUGAAAUACUUACAUUUUGUGGCAAAUGAUCAAUUAUUAAAAGGUUAGUUUACAACUCUAAAGAUAUAUAAUUUUAUUACUUUUUACUCCAUUAAUCAGUCUUUCUUUUACUUGUAGCCAACAAAAUACAUGUGAACUUUAGUACUGUGACAACAAACAAAAAAGAGAUAGUGUUGACAUUUGUGAGUUUACUUUUGAAUUUACAAAUGUCAACACUAUCUAUGGCAAUUUUUUUUGAUGAUUCUCCCUUUUUAGAUUUUAAUAGAUGACUAUAUUUAAUCAGAUUUCCAGUGAAAAUUAUGUUGAAUCUAAAAGAGGAAGACAUUGUGGUAAAAAUACAUUUAUAUGCUAAUUUUUUACUGCACUUUUGUCAACUUUACCUUUGGUACUACUAGAAUGACAUUUUCUUUCAUUUCUCCCACAUAAUGGUCUGAUAUAUAUAGUAGACAGCCUCGCUGAAGGUUCCUUGAGUUUUUCUGUCUAUUAAUAUUAAUAAUCAUCAUAUGGGAGAAAUCUAAAAAGGGUGAGACUCACCCAAAAUUGAUAUUCUUUAAUAUGUAGUGGUAUAUAAAGUUGUGGUAUUCUCCUCUGCUAUCCAAAAAUAUUUAUAAUUAUAGUAGAAGAGUUUACAAAAUAUUUUGAAUUUGUUUUAUUUUGAUCCUAUUUUUUUAUAUUUUGAUGUGUAUGAUAUAUUUUAUGGUGCUAUGUUACAGAAACCAUUCUUACUUUAUGGUUGUAAUAUUUACAAACUGAACAAAUUGCUAGUCUCCGACUCUCCAGUGACAAUUAUUGAAAUUUAUAUGGUAUAUGCAAAUUAUAAACAAAGAAUAUCUUU